GAUGCCCUAGUAACCCAAUGUACAAACCUCCUUGUGAUUCUAUCUAGACGACUAGGCUCUGAGAGAGUGAGAGACGCCUUCUCUGAUUCUCUCUAAACCUCUCAAGCUAAAACCCGUUUCUGAACGAAUCGACUAAAACCCUAGUAGUUUUGCUUCAAGCAGUCUACAUCCUUUAGUUUUGUGAGAGAUUCGAAGUGUUGUAACGAUGUCGGACGAGGAAACGAAGGAGGAGAAGGAGUUGGAUCUCACUUCCCCCGAAGUCGUCACCAAAUACAAGAGCGCAGCUGAGAUAGUCAACAAGGCAUUGCAGCUGGUAUUGUCGGAAUGCAAACCAAAGGCUAAGAUUGUAGAUUUAUGUGAGAAGGGCGAUGCCUUUAUCAGAGAGCAAACUGGAAACAUGUACAAGAAUGUUAAGAGGAAGAUCGAGAGGGGCGUCGCCUUCCCAACGUGCAUUUCGGUGAAUAACACCGUAUGCCACUUCUCUCCACUUGCCAGUGAUGAAACAGUAUUGGAAGAAGGUGAUAUGUUGAAGAUAGACAUGGGUUGUCAUAUUGAUGGGUUCAUUGCUGUUGUUGCGCACACUCGUGUCUUGCAGGAAGGGCCAGUGACGGGUAGGGCAGCUGAUGUCAUUGCAGCUGCAAACACUGCUGCCGAAGUUGCUUUGAGGCUCGUAAGGCCUGGAAGAAAGAACAAAGAUGUUACAGAAGCUGUUCAGAAGGUUGCUGCUGCAUAUGACUGCAAGAUUGUUGAAGGCGUUCUGAGCCACCAGUUAAAACAGUUUGUUAUUGAUGGCAACAAGGUCAUACUAAGUGUAACCAGUCCUGAGACCAGAGUUGAUGAUGCAGAAUUUGAGGAGAAUGAAGUCUAUGCCAUUGACAUAGUAACUAGCACUGGUGAUGGAAAGCCCAAGCUGUUGGAUGAGAAACAAACAACAAUUUACAAAAGAGCCGUUGACAAGAAUUACCACUUGAAGAUGAAAUCAUCUAGGUUCAUCUUCAGCGAAAUUAAUCAGAAAUUCCCUAUCAUGCCCUUUUCAGCAAGGGCUUUGGAAGAGAAGAGGGCUAGGCUGGGAUUAGUGGAAUGUGUAAACCAUGAUCUGUUGCAGCCAUAUCCUGUUCUUCACGAGAAACCUGGUGAUUUUGUUGCCCAUAUUAAAUUCACAGUCUUGUUAAUGCCAAAUGGAUCAGACCGGAUAACAUCCCAUGCUCUUCAGGAGCUGCAGCCCACAAAAAAAAUAGAUGAUGAUCCAGAAAUCAAAGCCUGGUUGGCUCUGGGCACGAAGACAAAGAAGAAGGGUGGUGGGAAGAAGAAGAAAGGGAAGAAGGCUGACAAAGUUGAUGAAUCAAUAGAAGCGGAGCCUAUGGAUGCAACAUCAAACGAGGCUGCAUCUCAAGAAUGAGUUUUUCCAAUUUUGGUACUUUUUUCACCCUUGUAUUUGUUUGUUUACGAGUUAAUCAAGGAGACUCCUCUAAUGUUGAGCCUACCAGGUUUUACCAGUGUACGUGCGUAGUGAAUAUGCGCAUGGGCAUGAUUUCCUUGUUUCUAUACCUGUUUUAUAUUUUUAGUUGUUUACAACGGAGGGAAACAAAGAAAUGCAACUUUCUUUAUA
Nelumbo nucifera (sacred lotus) is the source of this 1609-nucleotide messenger RNA. RefSeq names its product ERBB-3 BINDING PROTEIN 1-like. Lineage: Eukaryota; Viridiplantae; Streptophyta; Magnoliopsida; Proteales; Nelumbonaceae. The record is from RefSeq and is a predicted model, not a curated record.